CCCGCCCGCCCGCCCGCCGCCAUCUUGGCUCCUUCGCGGGGCCCGCAGCCGCCGCCGGAGCUUCCCGUUUCCAGUGUAUCUGGCCUCGUGCUGCCUGCUGUGUGUGAUGGUUUGUGAGUACCCGGCUCUGAGCUUAAACCUUCAAAGCAGCCAGCUGAAAGGCAGUGGAGCAAAAUGUUUUUAACAACAGUAUUACUGCGGAAGAGAAUUCCUGGGAAACAAUGGAUUGGGAAGUACAGGCGACCAAGACAGGUUACCAUUUCGAUGAAGCAAGCAAUGAUCCGGAGGUUGGAAAUUGAAGCAGAGAAUGAAUACUGGCUCAGCCAACCUUACCUGACACAGGAACAAGAAUACAAACACAACACGGAAGAGAGACGUGCCAAGUGGGAAGCUUUCAAAAGCCUGAAACAAGCCAAGUUUCCUGAGCACAGAUACAUCAGUGAUCAUUUAAACCACUUAAAUGUGACAAAGAAGUGGACAUGUUGAAUAAUACAGCACAUUUAUAUUUGGCACGUGUUGUGCACUACCCUGGAAUCUGCUUUCAUACCUAUUAUGAUAUUUCACUGUAAUUAGAGUGGGUGACAAGAUGUUGCUGUGGUGCACAAAAUACUACAUUAAAAGUAGUCCUCUGGAA
Messenger RNA from Vidua chalybeata, 634 nucleotides. It is a transcript of the gene MRPL57, whose product is annotated as mitochondrial ribosomal protein L57. Gene Ontology annotation, molecular function: structural constituent of ribosome. The coding region runs from base 175 to 486 and encodes 103 amino acids. NCBI's taxonomy places the organism in Eukaryota, Metazoa, Chordata, Aves, Passeriformes, Viduidae. Gene Ontology annotation, biological process: mitochondrial translation. The record is from RefSeq and is a predicted model, not a curated record. Gene Ontology annotation, cellular component: mitochondrial ribosome. The transcript is spliced from 3 exons.